Lutzomyia longipalpis is the source of this 1929-nucleotide messenger RNA. RefSeq names its product peptidoglycan-recognition protein LC-like. The transcript has 4 exons. Bases 640 to 1854 code for a protein of 404 amino acids. Lineage: Eukaryota; Metazoa; Arthropoda; Insecta; Diptera; Psychodidae. Gene Ontology annotation, biological process: peptidoglycan catabolic process. The record is from RefSeq and is a predicted model, not a curated record. Gene Ontology annotation, molecular function: zinc ion binding; N-acetylmuramoyl-L-alanine amidase activity.
AGCUAGAUCAGUCUGAGUAUGUUGAAUACUCUGAGCUACUCAGUGUAUUUGUGUCUCUCGUCAAGAUUCCUCCGGCGCAGUUGUUACGGGAAUCAUUCUUUCCUAUUAUCUAAGGGUAUCCCCGCCUUUGUUUGUUGGUUGUAACCGUGAAAAGUGCUUGAAAAUUAACUUCACAGGAUUAACUCUGAAGAAAAUUUUUGCAUUGAUUUUUAAUUUUUUAGUAGUACAAAAAAAUAUUCCGAAGAGCUUAUUAUUUUCGUGACGGCCCAACCUUGGAAAACAGUGACGAAUUAUUGACUCUAUUUACUCUGUUGAUUCUCUGCUUUGUAGUGCCACAGAAAAGCUCACAACCGGAAAAAGAGGCGACAAAAAUACAUUUAAAAAAUAUGCAAAGUUCUGAUGGACAGUUUUUUACUUGAACAUUGAAAUUGAAUUCUUGCAAAAAAAAAUAAAGUGCUGAAGGAUAUUUUGAGACCAUUAUUGCAUGAAAAGAGUGCAAAUUGUGUUCAGACGCAUCUCAUUUCUUUUUUAUUAUUAUCUUCACAUUGAUAUGAGCAACAAGUGCUCUAGUGCUAUCACCAAGUCCAUGCUCUGACAAAGCGAAAGAUUAUCACAAAAGUGGAGCAAAAUGUGAAGAAGAUGUUAGUAACGGAGUACACCACAAUGUCACCCAAUAGUAGUACCCAGGACACACGAAAGGACACCAUAGCGCCAGAUGAUGCUGGUAGUACCAAAAGCCACGACAUCUCUAUCGAAUCCAUCGACGAUGAUGCAUCCAGUAUUGCAUCAGACAGUAGUGAGGAGUACCAAGAGAUGGCAGAGAAGCCCGAACUAGGUGAGCGAGGACGUUCCUAUGCCAUGGGGGCUAUGAAUCAGGUGAAUAGAAUUGGAGCCAAUGGACUACUGGUCAUUGAUGAUCAGCAGCAACUGCAGAAAGCCCCCGAUCGGCCACCCACAAUUGAAACAGUAGCCGUUUCAAACUCUUCUGAUAUCACAUUUGGUAAUAAGACCUUCAUCAAUGGUCCUGUGACUAUUAAACAAUUUAUCAAAGAAGGAGAGCCACGACAACCGCAAGGUCAGGAUAAUCCUGGUUAUGAAGGAAGUAGCCGAUCUAUAAACGUGGACAACACAACGCAGUUUGAGUACAAGAAAAAAUUCCUCGAAUACAGAACGUGGAUUCUUGUGGGUGUGACAUUCAUUUUUGCCCUCAUUGGGUUAAUUAGCCUUAUUAUUUUCUUCACAACAGCAGGAGAGAUGUCAAAAGCAGGUGAUGGAGAUGAUUAUAGGAAAAAUAUUCCAAUCCAAUCCACAAUAGGGGAUGAUUUGCUACCUGCAGGGAACACAACUUUGAGACUUGUUUCACGUAGUGAAUGGAUUGCGCAGCCACCGAGUGAGGAAUUAGUCAACCUCAGCCUACCUGCGCAUCGUGUGAUCAUCGCCCACACAGCUACUGAAGAUUGUGAAACUCAAGCAAGCUGUGUGUAUCGCGUGCGAUUUAUUCAAACUUUCCACUUGGAAUCCCGUGGCUGGGAUGAUAUCGGGUACAACUUCCUUGUGGGUGGCGACGGAUCAGCCUACGAGGGACGUGGCUGGGACAAAGUGGGAGCCCACACAAAGGGUUUCAACGUUGACAGCAUUUGUAUUGCCUUUAUUGGAACUUUCGUAAAGGUAACACCACCUGAAAGGCAACUCCUGGCUGCCAAGAAGCUCAUUGAGUGGGGUGUUCAGCUAGGAAAGCUCAGCAAAGACUACCGUCUCUAUGGGCAUCGUCAGCUCAUUCCUAGCGAAAGCCCCGGAGCUGCCCUGUAUGCCAUUAUCAAGACAUGGCCGCACUACUCCACUGAUCCAUCGUAACGAAUGUGGCCAGAAUUUUCAAAAAGAUUUGUAAAUAAUUUUCAUAUGAAUAUUAAAUUGGUUUUAUUAAUCUAA